UAGUGAAAAAUGGGAUCUAUGGGACUAUUUCCCGUGACCUAGUUACCACAAUCAUGAAACCGGGUGCAACGGCUCUCGAAUUAUGGACCCGGCUUGAGGAGAUUUUUCAUGACAAUAAGCAUACUAGGGCUGUGUAUUUGGAGGAACAAUUUGCAAAAACAAAGCUUGAGAAUUUUGCAAAUAUGUCUGAUUAUUGUAAGCAACUCAAAUUACUCGCGGACCAACUCGCUAAUGUUGAUUGCCCCGUCUCCGAUCGCAAGAUGGUUAUGCAACUCAUUGCCGGUCUCACUAUGGGCGAAUAUGACACGGUGGCUGCCAUUGUUUCUCAGUCCGAUCCCACCCCAAGCUUCAAUAAGGCUCGUUCUAUGUUUCUCUUGGAGGAAACUCGACAAAACAAGCAGUCCGAAUCUGGACAGCACGCUCUUGUGGCCCAACAUUCCCAAUCUCCAACCUCCGGCAACACUCCGACGUCACAGUCACCGGUUUCCGACCACCAGCAGACCGGCGGUGGCGGCGGACGAGGAAAGGGGAAGGGGCGUGGCAGCAGCAAUGGAAAGGGGAAGGGCCGUGGGAAAAAUCGCAACAACAAUAACACCCAACAACAACAAGCAACUGGGCCCAAUGCCAAUCAGGCCCAGCAGCAGCAGCAAAGCCCUCAGUGGGGUAGGUCGUAUGGCUGGGCUCCCCGGCAGCAGGGUCAGUGGGCUUCUCCGCCCUGUCCCUUUCCCACUGGCCUAGUAGGUGCUUUCUCUUAUCGUGGGCAGCAGCAGGGCUCCAUCUUGGGCCCACGCCCGCAACAGAAUCAGGCCUACUACGUUGGCAGUCAACACGGUUACGGUCCACCUAUAACGGAUGGUACAUGGACACGGGGGCCACUUCUCAUAUGACUCGAGACUCGGGACCUUCUUUCGGGGACAACUCUAGCUCGGUGCAAUAGUGUGGGGGACCUCUAUACUUUUUCAACUUCUUCCGUUUCAUAUGGCUCUAGUCAUCUUUCUCUAGCUGCAAUUUCUCCUUCAGUUUGGCAUCAUAGACUUGGAAACCCCGGCGAAUCAGGUUUUGAUAUUCUUAGAAACAAAAAUUUAAUUCGUUGUAAUAAGAGAAAUGGUUCUUAUUUUUGCUAAUCUUGUCCUUUGGGAAAACAUGUACGACUUCCUUUUAAGUCAUCUAAUACUGUUACUUUUUCUC
Chenopodium quinoa (quinoa) is the source of this 1188-nucleotide messenger RNA. RefSeq lists its product as uncharacterized. The transcript has 2 exons. The record is from RefSeq and is a predicted model, not a curated record. Lineage: Eukaryota; Viridiplantae; Streptophyta; Magnoliopsida; Caryophyllales; Amaranthaceae. The coding region runs from base 54 to 887 and encodes 277 amino acids.